This is a messenger RNA of Papaver somniferum (opium poppy), 870 nucleotides long. RefSeq lists its product as uncharacterized. The transcript is spliced from 2 exons. The record is from RefSeq and is a predicted model, not a curated record. The coding region runs from base 1 to 870 and encodes 289 amino acids. NCBI's taxonomy places the organism in Eukaryota, Viridiplantae, Streptophyta, Magnoliopsida, Ranunculales, Papaveraceae.
AUGUCGGUUCAUGGUUCUCCUGACUUUGUCUUUCCUUUCAAAUUGAAACGUCUGAAAGCAGUAAUGAAAGAGUGGAAUCUGUCAGUUUUUGGCAAUGAGACGCGUCUUCAGCAUAAUAUGUUGCUCAAACAAAAAUCCAGGAAUACUUGGCUUGUGGAGGGAGCAAGUAAUACUGUUUUCUUUCAUAAUAACAUUCGUAUUCGUCAAGGUAAUAAUACUAUUUCUGAACUUGUUGAUGAGAAUGGUAAUACUAUUACUAAUGUUGAUGAGUUACGUGACUAUGUGGUACAAUUUUAUGAGAAUAAAUUCAAUGGUGAAGACUUACCUAUUGAACCUCAGUUGUUUGACUAUGGUCACCCUAGUAUCUCAACUGUUGAAAUUUCUCAAAUAGACGCUAUUCCUUCUCCUGAAAAGAUUAAAGAUGCAGUUUUUAACUUGAAUGUUGAUGGUGCUCCGAGUCCGGAUGGUUUUUCGGGUUGUUUCUAUGGACAUUGUAGGGAGAUCAUUGCUGACGACUUGAUUAAUGCUAUAGUUUACUAUUGGCUUUUGAAGCGCAUCCCUAAUGGUGUUAACUCUAGCUUUAUUACUCUCCUUGCCAAGGUAAGAGGAGCUAAUACUCUUCGUAACUUCAGACCAAUAGGUCUUAGUGAUGUUUUCUUUAAAGUUUUUACUAAGUUUCUAGCUACUAGACUUGGUAAGGUUUUGGAUAACUUGGUUUCUGAAGAACAUGUAGCUUUUAUGAAGGGUCGUAAUAUACAUGAAAAUAUUAGUGUCUCUUCUGAGAUGGUUAAUGAACUUCAUAUCAAAUGGAAGGAUGGAAACAUUGGUCUGAAACUUGAUAUUACUCAAGCUUUUGAUACCGUUAGUUAG